AUGGCUCUUGACAGUGACGCAGUGGCCGGUGCCACUAUUGAACUCCUCGAGGCGCGCCUACGCCGUCUCACGUACCUCCUCACCGGCGCCACAGACUGGACUGGCGUCCCUACCACGCCCGAAAAGCCCGCAUCCUUCGACGAGACAGUCUCUCGCAGACUCGCACGGCUAGAAUCAGAACUAGAACGACUUCGUCGAAGUGUUCCAGCUGUACGGGACGUUCUACAGCUCCAUGAUCGAAACCCAGAUCUCUUCCAAACAACACCACCCAACCAAAUCCCCGAGGGCCUCACAACUCAAACCCUAGCCUCAAUAGUCCUCUCCUAUGCCACCGCCUUCCCCGAAACCGCCUCGCGCCUUACAUCACUAAAUGACCUCCCCGUGCCGGAUGCGCAGAGCUCCGCGGCACUCAUUGAGCUACAGCCACAGCUAGAUCGGCUCGCGCGGAUGCAGAGCGAACAGGCGGCCGAGAUCUCAGAGCUGCGAGUGCGUACCGCACGUGUGCUGCAGCGCUGGUACGACGUCGGGGUUAUUGGGAGUGGGGAGUGCUGGGCUGAGUGGGAGGGAAGACUCGAGGACGUUGAGAGGGAGGUUAGGAGGGGGGAGGUUGUUAGGCAGGGGAGAGAGGGGGAGAUUUAA
This is a messenger RNA of Penicillium digitatum Pd1, 639 nucleotides long. Its product is annotated as putative nuclear distribution protein RO10. Gene Ontology annotation, cellular component: dynactin complex. Gene Ontology annotation, biological process: cytoskeleton-dependent cytokinesis. Lineage: Eukaryota; Fungi; Ascomycota; Eurotiomycetes; Eurotiales; Aspergillaceae. The record is from RefSeq and is a predicted model, not a curated record.